AUGGAAGAUGUGGCUGUGAAGGGAUUGGUGUCAGGCUUAGCAAAACCCACGCUUGACAGUGUGGCGUACUGGAUUCAACUGCUGCGAGGCAAACAUACAGCUACCGAAGAAAUGAAAAGGGAGGCAGCACUCCUGGAAGCGGCACUCUGGGAUACAUACAGCUGCAGAAGCAGCAGUCACUUGCUCAGGAAAGCAAGAGAUCAAGCAGAUGACUUACAAACUGAAAUCGAAGCAAUUCUUGAACAUGCAAAACGGCUCUCAAGAAGAUUGUAUAGUGAGGCAAACUUGAAUACUCCAAAGGCAAUUGACCAAAUGGAUGAUGACAUGCUUGGAUCUGUUAUAAGGCGCUUUCUGGAAAAAGAGAGUAGAAGGUAUGUCAUUGUUUUGGAUCAUAUAUCAACAAGAGCACAGCUCAAAGACGUUUUAGAUCUUGCAAUUCCUGACAAAAUUUGUGAGAACUUUGGAAGAAUCAUAGUAACAUCAAGAAAUCUAGAUGUUGUUGGAGCCUGCAACAAUGCAUACAGAGUAGAAGUUGAACAACUGUCUGCACCAGAAGUUUGGAAGCUAUUCUGCAAGAAAGCAUUUUCAGCUGCAGAUUUCCGUCCUGAACUGGAAGUUGGCAACCUUCGUGAAAGAAUUACUGGCCUAUGUGAUGGAUUACCUUUAGCUAUAGAUUUACUUGGAGGCCUCCUCUCCAAAAAACUGCAGAGUGAAUGGAGCAGCAUCAUUGACGAAUUGCAAGAACAUGGUUACACAGAAAUAUUGGAAAGGAGCAUCAAUGACUUGUCUGAUAUGUCACAGACGAACAUAAAUAAGUGCUUAAUGUACUUUAGCAUCUUCCCAAAAGGUUCUACAGUUUCACACAAUACAUUAGUCAGACUGUGGAUAGCUGAAGGUUUUAUACAUGUCCAGGGAAGAAAGACACAGGAGGAAAUUGCCACAGAAUACCUCAAUACUCUCAUUGAACGUCACAUUGUUCAGGUUGCAGAGCAUUAUCAGUAUGGAAGACCAAAGAGUUACAAGCUUAAUGGGCUCAUGCAUGACGAGAUACGGAAGAAAGCAGAGGAAGAGAACUUCUGUACAACACUGGUGGAGAGUCUAAGCAACUCUCUCAAGCGGAUUCGACGUCUGUCUGUUCAGGUCACAGUAAAAGAAUUUCCAAAGACUGUGUAUUUACUCAAUGUUAUCUCUCUGUUUGUUUCAAGCAGAACUUCUCACAUAGCAAAGCUCUUAUCCAGCACAAGGUCACUGAAAAUACUGAGUCUGACGGAUGAAUCAAUUCAAGUAUUCCCAAAAGAAAUUAGCAAGCUGACUCAUUUGAGAUAUCUCAACUUAGGUAAUACCAAGAUAAGCAAGCUUCCAGCGUCUGUUGGGAAUCUGAUAAACCUACAAACCUUAAUCCUGAAAGGCACCCUAGUAUCACAAUUACCAAAAGCGAUACUAAGAGUAAGACAGCUUCAGCAUCUUCUAGCCUACCGAUAUGACGUAGAGAAAAAACCUGAUCGGCAGCCAGACAUUAUCUAUGGUGUGAAAGUGCCUAAAGGAAUUGGAGAUCUCAAAGAGCUUAAAACUUUAUCAAUCAUAGAAGCAAAUAAAGACAGCAGCACUGUUAAAGAACUCCACAAAUUAACAAAGCUGAAGAGAUUGGGGAUUGUCAAGCUCAAAGGAGAUGAUGGGCCUGAUUUAUGCACAGCAGUUUCAGAGAUGGGUCAACUUUCCUCCAUUUCAUUAACAUCAUCAGAUAAUGAGCCUAUCAACCUUCGAAACUUACUCACCAUACCACCGAAGCUUGAGAGAUUGUACUUGAGGGGAAGGUUGAAUGUGAAUGCUGAUUUCUUUCCAUCUCUUCAAGCCCUUGUGAGACUACGAUUAGUAGGAUCAAGUUUAGCUGAUAGUUCAUUCAAUGAGCUGCAAAAGCUGCCUAAACUUGCUGAACUUGCCUUGAUCCAAGCACUGGAUGCAGAAAAGUUAAACUUCCUACAGAAUGGAUUUCCAAAUCUGAAGAUACUAGAUCUUGAACAACUGAAUAGCUUAGUAGAGAUAGAAGUGCAUGGAUCCUUGAGAAACCUCAGUAAAUUGAUUUUAAGGAACUGCAGCAGGCUAACAUCAGUCCCUCUGGGAAUUGAGCAUUUAAAGGAACUUAAAGAGUUUCAUCUGUUCGACAUGCCAGAAUCUUUCCUUCAGAAACUACAGAAAGGGAAUGAAAACUACGAAAGUAUACGACGCAUCAAGGUCAUAUGCUAUUACAAAGAAGGAUUUCCACAAGUAAAAACAGAGCCUCAGGAUGCGGGUUCAACAAGUUAUUGUACUGCCGAAGAAGAUGAUGAUCACGGAAUAUCAGAUUCUGAUGAGUUCUCCACAAGUUAAUGUCAUUGAG
Molecule: messenger RNA, 2377 nt
Organism: Phragmites australis (common reed)
Lineage: Eukaryota; Viridiplantae; Streptophyta; Magnoliopsida; Poales; Poaceae
Product: disease resistance protein RPM1-like
Exons: 3
Coding region: 1-2367 (788 amino acids)
Biological process (GO): defense response to other organism
Molecular function (GO): ADP binding
Source: RefSeq, a predicted model, not a curated record